AUAUUGUAACAAUGAGUUGCCCUUAGGAUUAAGCAACAAUUUGCAUUUUUUUCGCAUUGUGACUGAAGUGACACCAUCUUCACAUUCAUUGCAACAUGUUCAAGAUGUGAAUUCAGUUGAAACCAGCAGAUCACAGACUUUCCAACAUUGUGGUUGUUGAAGUCGGGCCCUCCAAGCAGCUGCUGUGUCAGUCUCUCUGGAUGAAGAUGGAGCACUCCACCCUGUGGGUCCUCCAGACUCUGCUGGUGCUCCUGUCUCCUGUGGUGUCCACUCCCUGCCCCCGGCCCUGCUCCUGCCCUCAGCCUGCUGAGCUCCACUGCACGUUCCGCUCCCUCCUCACCGUCCCAGCAGCGGUACCCAAGCACGUGAAGCGCAUAAACUUGGGGUUCAACAGCAUUUAUAAAAUAAGUGACACUUCACUGUCUGGGCUGGGGAAGCUGGAGCUGCUGAUGGUCCAUGGGAACAACAUUCACUCUCUGCCUGAUGGAGCGUUCAGGGACCUGGCAUCACUUCAGAUGCUGAAGAUGAGCUACAACAAGCUGAAGGAAAUCAACAGGCACACUCUCCAGGGGCUGUGGUCUGUGACCAGGUUGCACUUGGAUCACAACCAGAUAGAACUCAUCCAUCCGGACGCCUUCCAGGGACUCACUUCCUUACGCUUUCUGCAGCUGGAGGGAAACCAGCUUCAACAACUGCAUCCUGCCACCUUCACCACCUUCACUCUGAUGGGCCAGUUCUACAUCUCUACCCUGCGACACCUCUACCUAUCUGACAAUGCACUCACAUCCCUCCCCUUCCAGCUGGUGGAGACCAUACCACAGCUUGAGAACCUGUACCUCCAUGGGAACCCCUGGACCUGUGACUGCAGUAUGAGUUGGUUGCAUGACUGGGAAAAAACUUCACCAGGUCAGAUUAUAAUUAUUGUUAUUAUUCUUAGGGUUAGGUCCAGUAGACUCUGUUUGAUUGGGGACUGAAACUGCAACACUUGUUACAUUUUCAUCUUGUGUGGUUCGCUUUUUCACACUGCACUGUGUCAAACAAGCCAAGACCCUUGUAGACCCUAAUCACACUCUCACCGGUGGAGAUGCUCCACCAAGAAAUACUGAAGGAAACAACAUGAAAACUCUGAAGACACUGAGCGCAACUUCCUCUUUCGCAAAAUGUAAACAAAAUGGAGUGGCGUCAGAUUUUAGUGUUUGUUGGAUUUCUCCUUUGCUUUUGGUAAUAAACUACAAGCCAUUUGUCCUGUUA
Molecule: messenger RNA, 1251 nt
Organism: Xiphophorus maculatus (southern platyfish)
Lineage: Eukaryota; Metazoa; Chordata; Actinopteri; Cyprinodontiformes; Poeciliidae
Product: matrix-remodeling-associated protein 5-like
Exons: 3
Coding region: 201-974 (257 amino acids)
Cellular component (GO): plasma membrane
Molecular function (GO): protein binding
Source: RefSeq, a predicted model, not a curated record